AUGGCUCAGCGAGGCGGUGAAGGUGUCGCGACGGCCGAUCCGGUUGUCCGUGACGUGUCGGAUUGGGAGAUUUUCUCAGACGAUUCUUCUGAUAGCGAUACUUCUGAAAACACUGUUGACUGCCUUUCACCAACCGUUCCGGCCGCACAGGCCCGACCUGCGACCGCGGGCGCAGACCCCCUUGAUCCUGGGCGCACAGGAGAAGUACGUCCCGGCAGCGACGAACGCCGGCCCACCUGGUGGCGACGCUUCACAAAAGAGCACAUUGGGCAAAAACCAGAGCAAAAACCAGACGAGGGAAAGUCUCGUAAAUGGAAGCCUAGCCGUCACGAGCACAGGGAGGAGACGAAGGAGGAACGUGAUGCGCGAAGGGCCGAGCGGCGCCGACGCGAACACCACGAUGACCCUAGGCGUUCAGAUAGGGAAGAUCGCCAAAGCCGACACAAGCGACAUCGACGACGUGAAGGAGAGGAUGAGGAUCGAGAGGCUCGACGAGCAGCACGACGACUUGCCCGACGGCUUGAGGAAGAGGAACGACAAGCAGAGGAAGAGCGCAGGGCUCGGAGAGAACGUCGGACUAUGCAAAAGGACCGAAAGACCAGGCACCGUGACUCCGAUCACUCAGACAGAGAAAGACGCCGCACCCGAGGGGAAAGUGAGAGACGGCAUCGAGGGGAGGGUGAGAGACGGGAGGGUGAGAGGCGGGAGAGGCGGGAGAGUGAGAGACGGCACCGGGGGGAGAGUGAAAGGCGACACCACAGGAGCAGCAGAGAGCCCUCACGAGCUUCACGGAGGCAUUCACGUGUGUACUCUGAGGAUGAAAGAAGACUAGCAGAGGAGCGAGAAGCACGGAGAGCAUCACGGAGGUCUUCCCGAGUGUACCUCUCCGAGGACGAAAGAAGGCAUGCAGAGGAGCGAGAAGCUCGGAGAGCGUCACGCCGGAGUCUACACAAGGAGCGAAGGGGUACUCCUGCUCCUGCAAAAGACUCUGUUCCUCCCCCAAAGAGCCCUGCUCCGGUCAAGAGCCCCUUUCCCAGAAAGAGUCCUCCUAUCCCCACAAAGAGUCCUCCCAUUCCUGUCAAGAGUCCUGUCCCCCCAAAGAGUCCUGCUCUCGCAAAGACUCCCGUUCCGGUGAAGAGUCCCGCUCCGGUAAAGAUUCCCGCUCCGGUAAAGAGUCCUGCUCCUGUGAAGAGUCCUGUUCCCGUAAAGAACGGUGAUUCGAAGCGUUCAGACAAGGAAAAACGCCAGAGCGCAGAUAAAAUCCAACUAGAAGAGGAGGCUAAGAAGCAGAAAGAGGAGAAGAAGCAACGAGAGAAAGAGGCUGCACGAGCGGCACAGAAGGCUCAGCAGGCCAAGGAAGAGAAGAAGAAACCAAACAAGCUGAUGGAAGCCCUGCGAGGUGCACGAAAGACUCCUAAACCACAACCUGAGAAGCAGGAUAAGAAGGAGGAACGUGGGCGUUCACGCAAAGAGAAAGACAACGCUACCGCUACCGCCAACCAGCCAGACGCAGCCCCCCCUACUCACACCCUCCCACCAAUGCUGAGACAGCAGAGACUGGCGCCAACUCUCGGAACGCAUAGACUUGCACCGACACUUGGACAGAGACUGCCUCCAACGCCAGAGAAUGACAAAAUGCCACCCACAGACGAAGGUGGCGUCGACUAG
Messenger RNA from Fusarium keratoplasticum, 1668 nucleotides. RefSeq lists its product as uncharacterized. The record is from RefSeq and is a predicted model, not a curated record. NCBI's taxonomy places the organism in Eukaryota, Fungi, Ascomycota, Sordariomycetes, Hypocreales, Nectriaceae. The transcript has a single exon. Bases 1 to 1668 code for a protein of 555 amino acids.